CUUGACACAAACAACUUGCCCGAUAUACGGUUUAUUUCACCAACUGCAAAACGAGACAGUGCUUGGGAAGUAAAAUUAAGAUAUUCAGAAAAUCUUCACCCAACACAUAGUAACUAUCUGCUCUGCCCAGAACAUCGGGUAGUUAAGCGAAGUAAGCUUAGUCUAUACCAAAAUAAUGACCUAAUUGAUAAACUGAGCAGUGGAAAAUUUGCAGAAACAGAAAAAUUGGUAGCAACUUUAGAGACUAAAGAUCGCUAUAUUAUUCAUUACCGAAAUCUCCAACAGUGUCUUGAACUAGGAAUGGAACUUGAGCAUAUAUACCAUGUAUUAGAGUUUAAUCAAUCUCCUUGGCUCGAACCAUAUAUUAUAGCAAAUAUUAUACAGCGUCGUGAUGAUGUUUGGCAUCGCACACGAGUAGAUUUAGUACGACCAAUAGGAGAGGAGCAUCAACUUCGUAAAAUGUUGGCAGACCUGGCACUAAAAGAUGAGUUUGCAGGAACUCAAGCAUUAAGAUAUGCUAGAAACCGAUCAAAGUCUUAUGCAUUGGAAACUGAAGAUGAGUAUAAAAAUAUACAGAAGGCAAAGGGUCUCAAAAAAUCUCUCGUCAAAAAAGAACUAACUAUUGAUAUUUAUGAGCAUUGUAUUUUAGAAAGUACAAAAAGGAGUAUCAACCUACUUGACUCCAAGAGAUGGAUAUUAAAUAACCGAGUAAUGACAUGGGCAAUUGAGGAUUGUCAAAUUCUGGCUUAUCUAUCUGCAUUGGAGCAAUAUUGGAAUAAUAUUCCUCAAGAAAUAUUGAUGGAUUUAG
Molecule: messenger RNA, 808 nt
Organism: Racocetra persica
Lineage: Eukaryota; Fungi; Glomeromycota; Glomeromycetes; Diversisporales; Gigasporaceae
Source: the annotation of a GenBank genome assembly